Messenger RNA from Cryptococcus deneoformans JEC21, 1020 nucleotides. RefSeq lists its product as hypothetical. Lineage: Eukaryota; Fungi; Basidiomycota; Tremellomycetes; Tremellales; Cryptococcaceae. The record is from RefSeq and is a predicted model, not a curated record. Bases 61 to 696 code for a protein of 211 amino acids. The transcript has 7 exons.
UAUCAUCUCCGUGUCACUUUUCGAAAUUUCACAGCACCGGCCUCCCACCACAAACAGAUCAUGGCUCUCAUUCCAUUCAUAACAACCAGUCUCAAAGCAUUUGCUUGUAUUUGGGCACUUAUCACCUUUGCAGUGGGUGCUAGCUUUAUUUCCGCAGCCGAUGAUUUAUUUGGCAACCACUUCGUUACCCGCACAGACUUGACCGCUGGUAAUGCUGUUAUUGCCGGGGGUGUAUUGACCUGGUCAUACUUCGUAGCGAUAUUGGUGGUCACAUUCAUCCAACCAGAAAAUGUCUUCAUCUCCGUGAUGCUUGAUACAAUUUUCUUGUCAAUUUGGUUCAUUUUCUUCCUGGCUUCUGUAGCCAGCAUGUCAACCCUUGCCUCUGUUUUCCGCGAUUACGACAGGUUCACCUGGGGGCGCCUCGGGACCGCAACGAUAGGUCUUAGUUGGGUGAUGACUUUCCUUCUUCUCGGCAUACUUCUCUUUGAAGUGACCUACACCCUCAUUAACUUUGGACGCUCUUACACUACUUGGCCCACCCCUGCCGCUAACACUAUUGUCGAAGAAUCCAUCGAUGAACAGGCCGUUCUCCAAUCUGUUCAGACCACACCCGUAGGAAUCGCUGUAUCUGUUUUGUCAGGAGCUCGUCCUCCCAUGUCCGUCCCGAUGAGGGGAAAAGGGGUAGACCGCGUCUAACGAACUCAUUGAGAAUGUGGCUUGGGUAAAGUGUGAUUUAAAUAGCUUCAUUUUCCGAGGGCAACGGGACUACAAACCGCAGGAGUUCCAAAAUGAGGUCGAGUUAAAGAAAAGAAUGGUCCAAUCUGAGAGGCGUCUUGAAACUUUAUACAUGAUUAGGCUGUCUGUAUAUGGAGGACCUUUGUCACGAGACAGAAACCACAGCAUUCAGUCAGAUAGGCUCAAUGACCCCGAUUACUGUGUACCCCAAGCAGAAGGGUCAGAGUAAGGGAGAAACUGAUUGUAUGAGGUUAAUCGGUCAUUAAGGGAUCAUUGGGGCGAUAG